AUGUUUGCCAAAGGCAAAGGCUCGGCGGUGCCCUCGGACGGGCAGGCUCGGGAAAAGUUAGCUUUAUACGUCUACGAAUAUUUACUGCACGUAGGAGCACAGAAGUCCGCACAGACCUUCUUGUCAGAGAUUCGAUGGGAAAAAAACAUCACGUUGGGCGAACCACCUGGGUUUUUGCAUUCGUGGUGGUGCGUGUUUUGGGACCUUUACUGUGCAGCUCCCGAGAGGCGAGACACUUGUGAACACUCAAGUGAAGCAAAAGCCUUUCAUGAUUACAGUGCAGCCGCAGCCCCAAGCCCAGUGCUUGGCAACAUUCCCCCCAAUGAUGGGAUGCCUGGAGGCCCCAUCCCGCCGGGUUUCUUUCAGCCUUUUAUGUCACCGCGAUACGCAGGCGGCCCCAGGCCCCCGAUCAGAAUGGGAAACCAGCCUCCGGGAGGAGUUCCUGGAACACAGCCACUGCUGCCCAACUCCAUGGACCCCACACGACAACAAGGGCACCCCAACAUGGGAGGAUCCAUGCAGAGAAUGAACCCUCCCCGAGGCAUGGGGCCCAUGGGGCCCGGCCCACAGAAUUACGGCAGCGGCAUGAGACCACCACCCAACUCCCUCGGCCCCGCCAUGCCCGGGAUUAACAUGGGCCCGGGAGCUGGCAGACCCUGGCCCAAUCCUAACAGUGCUAACUCAAUUCCAUACUCCUCCUCAUCACCCGGUACCUACGUGGGACCUCCUGGCGGUGGUGGCCCCCCAGGAACACCCAUCAUGCCUAGUCCUGCAGAUUCAACGAAUUCCAGUGACAACAUCUACACAAUGAUUAACCCGGUGCCGCCCGGAGGCAGCCGGUCCAACUUCCCGAUGGGCCCGGGCUCCGACGGCCCGAUGGGAGGCAUGGGCGGCAUGGAGCCACACCACAUGAACGGAUCGCUAGGGUCAGGUGACAUAGAUGGACUUCCAAAAAAUUCUCCCAACAACAUAAGUGGCAUUAGCAAUCCUCCAGGCACCCCGCGAGACGACGGCGAGCUGGGCGGGAACUUCCUCCACUCCUUCCAGAACGACAACUAUUCUCCAAGCAUGACGAUGAGUGUGUGA
Molecule: messenger RNA, 1086 nt
Organism: Pipistrellus nathusii (Nathusius's pipistrelle)
Lineage: Eukaryota; Metazoa; Chordata; Mammalia; Chiroptera; Vespertilionidae
Source: the annotation of a GenBank genome assembly